UCUCUAAACAUUGGCAGGGAGGAGAAGAAGCCCCUGUCGUCUUCUUGUGACCUCCACAUGUCAGUUUAACAGUUGUUGGCAAUGUUUCCAAGCCCCAGCACGUCCACUCCCUUCUCUGUGAAGGACAUAUUAAACCUGGAGAACAGUCAUGACCUCAUGUCUUCACUGGACCUGCAGUCUUCUCGCAUGGACUGCUGCUCUCAUGUGCCCUGCACCUCCUCCUGCAUGCUGGGGCGCCUCAAGCAGGAGCCUCUGCGGGACGCCUCGACGUCCGUGCAGUUGUUUGAUGAGGACCUCCACCAGGACCCCAAAUGUGGAAACUUUGCCCCUGCCAUUUAUGGGAAAGCCCUGGAGAUGAACGAUGUGAAGGAGGAAGGAUCACACAUGUUGGAGGAGAAACAUGCAAAAGAAGAAUUGAGUCAUCCGGGUCUGUCACUAGAAGCCAACAAGCCGGACGAUCCGAACCGCCCGAAGGCCCGAAGACGCCGGAAGCCACGGAUCCUGUUCUCCCAGGCGCAGGUGUACGAGCUGGAGCGCCGCUUCAAGCAGCAGCGAUACUUGUCAGCCCCGGAGAGAGACCACCUCGCCGGGCUCCUUAAACUCACCCCGACCCAGGUGAAGAUCUGGUUCCAAAACAGAAGGUACAAAUGCAAGCGGCAGAGGCAGGACCAGAGCUUGGAGAUGGUGUCCCUACCACAGCCCAGGAGGGUGUCGGUGCCGGUGCUGGUGCGGGACGGCAAGCCUUGCAUGUCGGCUGACACGAGCACCUGCAACCCGCCCUGCUGUAUGGCCCACGUCAACCAUUUCACUUAUAACAACUACGCGUCCUUUAGCGGCUAUACCAACACAGCCUGCAGCGCAAACUAUGCGUGUAAUUAUCCCGCAGCCACAAUGCAAACAUCAACAUCCAACAAUGGAAAUUACAUGAACUUUGGUGUGGGGGAUUUAAACAACAUGCAGCCUACCUUCCCUUCCUCAAACGCCGGCUCCUCGCUUCAUGGAAUUAGGACUUGGUAG
Doryrhamphus excisus (bluestripe pipefish) is the source of this 1017-nucleotide messenger RNA. RefSeq names its product NK2 homeobox 5 (gene nkx2.5). Lineage: Eukaryota; Metazoa; Chordata; Actinopteri; Syngnathiformes; Syngnathidae. Gene Ontology annotation, molecular function: RNA polymerase II cis-regulatory region sequence-specific DNA binding; DNA-binding transcription factor activity, RNA polymerase II-specific. The record is from RefSeq and is a predicted model, not a curated record. Gene Ontology annotation, cellular component: nucleus. Gene Ontology annotation, biological process: regulation of transcription by RNA polymerase II; cell differentiation.